Molecule: messenger RNA, 1492 nt
Organism: Cornus florida
Lineage: Eukaryota; Viridiplantae; Streptophyta; Magnoliopsida; Cornales; Cornaceae
Exons: 2
Coding region: 180-1361 (393 amino acids)
Source: RefSeq, a predicted model, not a curated record
UACUUAUUUAAGUUGUCUAAGGAACUUGAAUUCAACAUUCUUUAUCUUAUAGACUUAUAUAUUAAUAUAUAUAUCUCUACACACACACACACAGAGAAACACAUACAUUAUUGAGAAGUAAGAGAGCACAAACUAGAAGGUAGGAAGCAAACACGGGAAGGAAGACGUUUUUGAGAGAGAUGUAUGUGACCAGGCCUCUUUCUCACUACUUGAAGUUUCCCGAUUCUCUUUCAUUACCACCUGAGGGUCCAAAUUCUGGCUAUUUAGUUCUUCAAGAUGAAGAGUCCGAGACCACUCGUUGUUUCGGAUUGUGCAAGGACCGUGACCUCCAAGGCCUGCCAUUUCCUCAGAACAAAUACCUAACGAUUCGCUACUCAUCAGGUGGAGGUGAGAACAGACAUGUUUCUUAUAAUGAAGUUGCCUUCAUUCCGGUUCUUAAUCAGCCAUUGUCUUCCAACCGCUAUUAUGCAAUAAAGCCGCAUGGGAAGCAUAAAGGAGAAGCAUAUGCUAGUUCAACUGAGGAAGACAAGGCUACCUGCUGUUUCUGCAGAUGUGUUCGAGAUGUAAAGCCAAGGCCAUUAAAUCCCAAUGACACGCAUCAGCAAUUUGAGAUUUUUCUUUACCCACAACUAUGCAAAGCUGGGGGUAAUUUCUAUGCAAAAUCUGUUGCACCAGAUGGGUAUCCUCCAUACUUCAUGAGGAGAAAAGGGUGGGAAAUUUAUACCAAAACACCCAAAAAUUAUGAAUUGGGUGAAGCUCCAGGUCUUGACACUGCUCUUCGUGCUCGCCUUCCAGAAUUCCACUUUCCGUUAGCAUGUAAAAUUUCUGAAGCUGUCACCAUUGGCAAGUGGUAUUGUCCGUUUAUGUUUGUCAAAGAGGGAACUUUGAAAGAGCAGAUGAAAAAAUCAAUGUUCUACGAGAUGACACUCGAGCAAACAUGGGAGCAGAUUUUUGCAUUGGAGAACAAUUAUAGCGAAGGAAAUACUGUUUCUGUGGAUGCUGUUGUUCAGAAAGAAGUUGCCUUAGUUGCUCAAAGGGAAGCUGUUUGGGAUGAGAGAAAAGUGGUUGAUGGGGCAAUAUGGUUUACAGGUUCUGGUAGUGUAGGAGAAGAUUUAAAAGUGGGCUUGAGUUUACCAAUUGUUGAGAGGAUGAAAUGGGAGCAAGAAAGAGCUGGGUGGAUCGGUGGGGAAGAAAGGCAAAUGAGGGUGAAGAGAGUAGAAGAGUUUGGAGGGAAUGGUGGGUGGAGAAGAUUUGGUUGCUAUGUAUUGGUUGAGAAGUUUGUGUUGAAAAGAAUGGAUGGGAGUGUUGUCAUGACCUACUCUUUCAAUCACACACAUCAGAUUAAGAGCAAAUGGGAAUGAGAUUAUGUACUAUUUCUUUUGAAACAAUCAGAAAAAUCCGAUUUUUCUUUUUAUUGUGUAAUUUGUAUUAUAUGUUCAUGUUUCUAUUCUGUGCGAGUAAUAAAAACAAGCAUUCAUACCUUCGGCCUAAA